AUGGAGAACUUAUGUAUCCUGAAGAAGUUUAACAUUUCUAUCCAUCCUCCAAAAGUCAGGAAAACCAUCAAUGUUCUUUGGCAACCUCCUAAUAGGGGUUGGAUCAAAUGCAACAUAGAUAACUUUGAUAUAGGUGUUCCAUCUUUUUGCUCUUGUGGUGGAAUAUUUAGAAACGACGCAGCGAAUCUCAUGGGAAGCUUUGUUAAUUUCUUGGGAGAUGGCAAUGUAUUACUUGCGGAAUUGUCAGUAGCCAUGACUGCAAUGGAGAUUGCUAGGGAGAGAAAGUGGAACAAUCUGUGGAUCGGAUCCAACUCAGCUAUUAUGGUGAAAGCUUUCACUAACUUUUCUCUUUUUUCUUGGAAAGUAAGAUCUAAAUGGGCAAAUUGUAUAUGUAUUACUCAUGACAUAAAUUUUUUGAUUCCUCGUAUUUUUAAGAAAGUCAAUGGUUGUGCGGAUUCGUUAGUCAUCAUUGAUUUCAUGUUCAAAACUAACUAUUGA
Messenger RNA from Lathyrus oleraceus (garden pea), 498 nucleotides. RefSeq lists its product as uncharacterized. The coding region runs from base 1 to 498 and encodes 165 amino acids. Lineage: Eukaryota; Viridiplantae; Streptophyta; Magnoliopsida; Fabales; Fabaceae. The record is from RefSeq and is a predicted model, not a curated record. Gene Ontology annotation, molecular function: nucleic acid binding. The transcript has a single exon.